AUGCACGAAUUUACGAAAAUUGAGAAGACAAUGUUGCCUACCGGGUCACGCCGUUACCAGAUCCAGAAAACCCUCAGCCUCUCAUCCCAGUUGGAAGAUUCCAAGCACAAACAGAUUUCAAAAUGCCCUGCAUGUGCCAUGUUCCAGAAAUCGAGGCUGUGGUUGAAGGCUAGCGACGUUCUGAACCAGACUUAUGCAGGAAAGUCGCGCUCAUCAUCCUUCUACGUCCUAAAUAUGGGCGGACUCCUACUUGUAUUGUCCAUUGUUGGAGGCACACUCCGAUUUAUGGUUAUAUCAGUGACACUGGUAUCAUGGCUUCAAACACAGUGGUUGGCGUAUACCUCAUUCCUGAAAAAGCGGCACACUGCGAGACUAGCAGCAGCAGCAGAGAAAGAUCGAAGUCGACAAAGAAAGCAAAUAGCUGAUAUCACAGAGGCAGUCGGAGAAAAUAUGAUUUCACUACUGGAUAAAAGAAGACAAGAGCUGAAGCUCAAAUUGGAUCACGAGGCAGAGAUGAAAAGACGCAAUUACCAACAAGACAUUGUAACAAGGAUUACGGGGCAUUUGGCGGAUUUUCAGGAGAGCGAGCGAGUCAAAGAUGAGCAACGGCUCAAAGUUCGAGAGGACGGAAUAUCCCGAAAGGAAAGAGAACUCAAGGCUAGGGAAGAAUCGCUAAACGCACUACAAAAGAGACUAGAAGACAGCGAACGAAAGUUACGAGUACGACAGAAAAGUCUGAAAGAACGAGAGAAGGAUAUAGAAGACGAGGAACGAGACCUAGAAGCAAAACAGAAGAAUCUCGAAGAUCGAGAGAAAAAAGCAAAAGCGACAGAGGAUAAGGUUCAAAAGCUGCAGCUCAAACAAGAGGAACUUAAGAUACAACAUCGAGUGGUAAACCAACGGACAACAGCAAUAACCACUCCUAAUUCAAACAUUUCCUCUCCUACUUCCUUGCCGAAUAAUUCUGUCAAUCUUCCUUCUGAUCUAAUGCAAUACGCUGAGGAUCUAAAUUCAUUCCACUUCACAUGCAUCGGGAUCACGAAAAGGGGUACACGCUGUGGUCAAAGUAUGAUUUCCAGCGCCGAUAAAUCCGCUGCUUCCAGACGUAUAGCGAAGAUGAAAUCGCCUGACCCCGGAGAUUGCACAACUCUCUAUGAAAUAAAUGCUCUACGAGAACUGGCUGAUUGGAUGCUUUGUCCGCGUUGGCAUCGCGAUAAACUCCCACAGGGUGCUGAGAUUGCGAGAAGAUGGUAUGGCCAGUUACGUGAUGCGAGAGAGGUCAAGGCCAAGGCAGUGAACACUUGGAAAACACCUUCUUCGGCGGGAGUACCAAGUCUCUUUGGCAGUACUGGUACUCGAAAUAACAGUACUGGAACAACAGCUAGCAGCUUUGGGUCGUCGGUGCAGUCAAUGUCGGCGUCUUAUACAGGCUCGGACUUUCAAUUUACGAGUCCGCAAGGUGCAGCAACAGCUGCCAUUUCGAGACAGUCACUAUUCGGACAUUCUGCUGCGCAGCAUCUUACUCCUGUGUUUGAGUUUAUGGCUGAGCAUCCUUCAGUUACGAAGAAGGGGUUUGGUCAAUGGGAGUGA
Messenger RNA from Talaromyces stipitatus ATCC 10500, 1590 nucleotides. RefSeq lists its product as uncharacterized. The record is from RefSeq and is a predicted model, not a curated record. The coding region runs from base 1 to 1590 and encodes 529 amino acids. Lineage: Eukaryota; Fungi; Ascomycota; Eurotiomycetes; Eurotiales; Trichocomaceae. The transcript is spliced from 3 exons.